This is a messenger RNA of Penicillium lagena, 462 nucleotides long. Its product is annotated as Transcription factor. Lineage: Eukaryota; Fungi; Ascomycota; Eurotiomycetes; Eurotiales; Aspergillaceae. Bases 1 to 462 code for a protein of 153 amino acids. The transcript is spliced from 2 exons. The record is from RefSeq and is a predicted model, not a curated record.
AUGGAAGCCGAUAGUGGCAAGCCUCGCAAGUGCCUUCUGCGAACUCCCUCCCCCUCGAAUCCAUGUGCCCGUGAUCCCGCCCAUCCCGACAUCUAUAUAGUCCAGACCACCGUCCCACUACCUGUACCUGAUACUCCACUGGACAUCGAUAUCACCAAUGGCCCAUGGGAGCUCUUGCAAAAUAUCUUCCCUAAUACAAACUUUCUGGCUACCCCCCAUGCCUUCGAGGUUCCCCAACCUCAAACCCCCAUCUCCGUGGCAAAUGUGCCCACGCCGCUACCAUACACUAAUAAUGCAGUAUAUCCUCUCAUGAGCCAGGAUAAUGUGCCUGCCGAGAUCCAGCUCAGCUAUGAGGAGUGGGAUCAGGUCAUGCGCGACUUCCAGAUGGAGGUUGAGAAGUCAGAGCCUAAUUUAUCGAUGGGCCCAUCGAUGGGGAUGAACGUGACUGAAUGGUUUGCAUGA